Messenger RNA from Olea europaea var. sylvestris, 470 nucleotides. RefSeq lists its product as uncharacterized. The annotation marks the transcript as partial. The transcript has a single exon. Lineage: Eukaryota; Viridiplantae; Streptophyta; Magnoliopsida; Lamiales; Oleaceae. The record is from RefSeq and is a predicted model, not a curated record.
AUGAAGGUUCAUCCGGUGCCGAUCACCCUGCAGUACGACAUAGCAUCGGCUCUCUCUCAGGCGAACGUCUGCGGGCUAAGGAAGCUCCGGCGACUACCCCACAUCUUCGCCAAGGUGUUGGAGCUACCUUUCCGCUCAGACGCCAACGUUUUGAUCGACGAAACCCCUGAUUCCCUUAGAUUUAUCAUCGCCGUUGGUGGCAUCACCGGUGAUGUUGGGGCACACGCCGUUGAGAUUUACCCUGGGGUUACCAAGAUUGUUAUCCGAGUAGACGGAGUGGUUAACUUGUCAGGUAAUGAAUUGGAGAUGGAUUUGUGGCGGUUUCGACUCCCGGAAUUGACAUUGCCGGAGUUGGCAUCUGCCGUGUACCAUCACGGGGAGCUGGUUGUGACGGUGCCAAAAGGCGGAGCUGAAGAGGAUCGCGACAGUGAAGGUGGUGAUCUCGGAGGUGGGAGGCUUGUUCUUGUACA